AUGAAAUCAAUUCUCCAACAGCGUAAUGCGCGAAAUGUACGCGAGAGACACAUACACAGUCAUAAUAAUGCCAAUAAUGAUAUUCAUCACAAUGAUGCAAGGAAUCAACACCAGCGUCAACAUCAAGGACAUUCUAGGCGCAGACAUGGUCAUCAUGAUGAUCACCAUAACAACCAACAUAAGCUAGCACAAGGUGCACAUAUCAAUAAAUUAGAUAAUGAUGAUUAUGAUGAUGGUAAUGAUAAUGAUAAUUCCGCUGAAGCAAACGCGAACGACGACGACAUCACAGCAACCACUUAUGAGGCGAAUAUGAAAGAGCGUGGCCUAAAUACCAAAGACUUGAACAACACCGAAAAGGCUGACAUAGAUUUGGUGUUCUUUAAUCGGGUCGCUAAAGUCGGCAGCCAAUCGUUAAUGCAGCUGAUGACACGUUUGGGUAAACUUAAUGGUUUCUCAACGUCACGCGAUAGUGGUAAACGUUAUGAGACUGUUCUUAUUGGACCACAUCAGCAGCGUGAAUUGAUAAAGGAGGUGUUGACGAAGCCAAAGCCGCAUGCCUAUAGCCAACAUUUGGCAUAUAUAAAUUUUAAACGCUUCCACCUGCCCCAACCCAUCUAUGUGAAUUUGGUGCGGCAUCCGAUCGAACGUGUUAUCAGUUGGCAUUAUUACGUACGUGCCGAAUGGUAUUAUAAAGAUAUGAAGGCUAAAUUGGGUGAUCAAGCACCACCGAGACCUUCGGAUGAAUUUAUGCAAAUGGACUUGGAUACUUGUGUGAAAACGAAAAAUAUUUAUUGUCAGUUUAAUCAGGAUGAGAUAGCAAAUCAAUCCGGUGAUCAUCGUCGGCAAACGUUAUUCUUUUGCGGACAAAAUAGAAAACUCUGCUUGCCGUUUAACUCAGCUGCAGCAAUGCAGAAAGCCAAACGUACCGUGGAAGAAGAAUAUGCAGUUGUUGGCACUUGGGAAGACACAAACAUCACACUAUCUGUACUAGAACACUAUAUACCGAGAUUUUUCAAACACGCAAAAGUCGUCUAUCACAUGGGUAAAGAACAGUUGUCGGUGGUCAAUAAGAACCCGGUUAAAAGACCGGUGAGCCAGGAAACACGUGAUAUACUCAGCAAGAAUUUCACUAAUGAAAUUGAAUUUUACGAAUUUUGUAAACAGCGCUUGUAUCUGCAGUACAGUACGAUCAGUAAUUUCGGCCGAUUAGACAAUGAUGAUUAUGUGCUGAUACCGGAACAUAGUGAUGAUGAUCAAAUCUACGACGAUGAUUAUUGA
Molecule: messenger RNA, 1278 nt
Organism: Ceratitis capitata (Mediterranean fruit fly)
Lineage: Eukaryota; Metazoa; Arthropoda; Insecta; Diptera; Tephritidae
Product: heparan sulfate 2-O-sulfotransferase pipe-like
Exons: 3
Coding region: 1-1278 (425 amino acids)
Cellular component (GO): membrane
Molecular function (GO): sulfotransferase activity
Source: RefSeq, a predicted model, not a curated record